Messenger RNA from Galdieria sulphuraria, 947 nucleotides. RefSeq names its product carboxymethylenebutenolidase. Bases 28 to 852 code for a protein of 274 amino acids. The transcript has 4 exons. Gene Ontology annotation, molecular function: hydrolase activity. The record is from RefSeq and is a predicted model, not a curated record. NCBI's taxonomy places the organism in Eukaryota, Rhodophyta, Bangiophyceae, Galdieriales, Galdieriaceae.
CCUCUCUUCCUGAAUUUCUAUAGACAAAUGCAUUGUUUUGUCCAAUUAGGUGGCUAUUUGGGUUCUUGUCGAUCACCGUUUCGAUUGUUGGUCAGUUAUCGCAAGGCAUCUCAUUCAAGACAGUUACAAAUGGCUGCAGUCACGUUCAAGAAACAGAAUACUGAUGUACCUGGUAUUUUGUACGGAGAGAACACCCCUAAUCACUUUGGAGUUAUUGUAGUACAAGAGUGGUGGGGUUUGAACGAGGUGAUCAAAAAAAGAGCACAAGAACUGAGUGAUGGUUUGCAGUGUAAAGCUCUUUUACCGGACUUUUACCGAGGAAAGGUGGCCGCUCAACCUGAUGAAGCCCAUCAUAUGAUGACCAAUUUGGACUGGCCUGGUGCCAUAGACGAUAUUGCAGCUGCUUGUCAAUACUUGAAGGAAUCCAAACAGUGCAAAAAAGUAGGCAUAGUGGGAUUUUGCAUGGGUGGUGCCAUAGCCUUGGCUGCCGCAGCGCUUCAUCCUGCAGUAGAUGCAGCCAUUUGCUUUUAUGGAACUCCACCUGCCCAAUUAUGUGAUGUGAAGAACAUAAAGGUUCCUGUCCAGUGUCAUUUUGGAGAACAAGACAAAAGUCAGGGGUUUUCCGACCUCGCUACAGCAAAAGGAUUGGAACAGAAACUGAAGGAAGGUAAUGUACCACAUGAGUUUUAUUAUUAUCCAAAAGCAGGUCAUGCGUUUAUGAAUCCUCCGGAUGGUGGAUUUACGGAUGAGAUGAGGUCCAAAGUCGAAAUGUUACGACCUUAUGAUGAGGAAAGUAGACAAUUGGCGUUGAGCAGAAUGUUUGAAUUUUUCCGUAAAAACUUGUCUUCCUAAUCAUUUGUGCACCACUGGUUUCUGUUGUUGAAUAAAAAGAGAGCUUGUGAUCCAUUUGACAAUAAGGUUCGAAGCUUAGUUGAGGUUUUCUGAUU